Molecule: messenger RNA, 1698 nt
Organism: Prosopis cineraria
Lineage: Eukaryota; Viridiplantae; Streptophyta; Magnoliopsida; Fabales; Fabaceae
Product: E3 ubiquitin-protein ligase RZF1-like
Exons: 1
Coding region: 430-1356 (308 amino acids)
Biological process (GO): protein ubiquitination
Cellular component (GO): cytoplasm
Molecular function (GO): ubiquitin protein ligase activity
Source: RefSeq, a predicted model, not a curated record
AUACCGGGGGGCUUUGGAUGUGAUGCUGAGAUGCAGGAGCUGACAAAGGAAGCCCAUUAGCCUGAUAUUGGGCCCACAUGAUGUCCAUUCUUAAGGGUCUCAUUCAAUGUGAGCCCAAAACAAAAAGUUAGCCGUUGACAGUCCUCUGCAAUGCACACCUGUUUUAUAAAUUAUAAUACAGAGAGACGUUCACCCUGGGGGCUCUUCCCUCCCUCCCAGGAAACAGGGCGACUCUCACAACAAAUCUCUGAUAUCAUGUGACUUCCUUUGGACACAAAGCCACCCUCUUUCCCAGAAUCGCUUAUCGCUAACCCACAAGUCAUCCCCUUCUUUCUUCCUCCCUCUUCAUUAUGAUCAUCUCUAUAUACCCCAUCCAUUCCUUUCACCGUCCUUUCCCAUUCCCGCCUCUCCGCUCUCGAUCUCAAAACCAUGUCUCUGAGCCCUCCUCGCGCAACCAUAACCUACCAGCUCUACUGGUGCUUCCGCUGCAACCGACUGGUCAGGCUCGCCCCCGUCCACCCCUCCGACGUUAUCUGCCCUCGCUGUUUUCAACACUUCCUCUGUGAAUUCAACAUACCCGCACCCACACAGCUCGCCCGUUUCAUCGAUCCCCCGCAUUUGCUUGAUGCCCUUUCGCUCAUGCUCGACCCCACCAUCCUCCGCUUCUUUGAUCCAGAGUUCGAGCACCGCCACUUUCCGUGGAUUCAGGGGCGAGCUCACCAGCAUGAAGGUCGGACUCGUGAGAAUUCACGUGUUGAAAUUCCGGUUCGUCACAUAAGACGUCCCCGGCAUCGUAGUCUUGAUGCCAGAGCUAGUGGUUUCGACCCAGAACUGGAAGCCCAACCUCGCCCUCGGACUUGGGUUAUCGUUCGACCCGUUGAUCGUUCCAACUCGUUCGAAAGGAUUCCACGGCAACAAGAUACAGUCCCACGACGGGUUGAUCCGAGAGACUACUUUUUCGGGCCGGGGUUGGAUGAACUGAUUGAACACCUGACCGAAAAUGACCGGCAAGGCCCGCCUCCAGCGCCGGAUAGAGCUAUCGAUGCGAUUCCGACUGUGAAAAUAAUGGAGACACAUUUGAAGGAGAACCCUCAUUGCCCGGUUUGCCAGGAGGAGUUUGAACUGGGUGGGGAAGCGAGGGAGUUAUCCUGCAAGCAUAUAUACCAUUCUGACUGCAUCGUGCCAUGGCUAAAGCUCCACAAUUCUUGCCCCGUUUGCCGGCAAGAGAUGCCGGUGCUCUCAGACUCCGACGAAUCCGGUGGCGGUGGCAGGUUGCGCCGGUGUUUAAGGUGGAGUCAUUUGGCUUCACUUUGGCCUUUCCAUGGAAGGUUCCGACGGGUUAAUCCAGAACGCUAGAAUGAUCCUACUUCUGCAUGGUGCCUACGCGUCCCUCUGCAAAAUUCAUUUAUAAUCAAAUAUCGAAAUCCACGAAAUGCUGGAUGACUGCAUGUUCAUCUCACGCUUCUGUGUACUCCCUACCGCCUAUUUCUCUGAAUCAUUAUGUUCUUUAGAAAUCGGUUCACUCGUUAAACCGGACACUCGGUCUCCUUCUUCAUAGCCAUGCUUUUUAACCAGAGUUUUAAUGGAUCUACGUCAACUAAAUUUCUUUAGCUAUGAUAAAAUGAGAACUAAAACGUUGACGGUAACAGAUAGAAUCAAAGAAAUAUCUUCUCCCCCCAAUUAUGGAAAAGAUAGAAA